AUGUCCUUGCAGGACAGUGGAAGCAGUGAAAAUCCAUCAGAAAGUCAAUCAUUAACGAGUCUAACAACAAAUGAUGACGACAAGGAUGAAACUGACUGUGCGAAAAAGUUAUUCAUUGAACUUCGACCAAAGUGUUUAGACUUCGGACGCAGACCGGUUGGUAUCACGCACCAAGAAACUAUUUCCAUUUCAAUCAAUUUAAAAUACGCCGCUGCAAAUCGGAAGCCAGUAAAAUUGUUAUACCUUUCCUCUUCUAUUCAUGAUUUUCAAUUUGAUAAUUCUAGCAGGACAAUUUAUCCUCGAGAAAACAAUUCAAUACAAAUUAUUUUCCAUCCUCGUCAAUUUGGAAAAAGAGACGAGACCAUUUAUUUUCAUUUUUCGAUUGGUAAUCCAAUUCUUUUAAACGUAACUGGUAUUGGUAUAGCAAAUCCUUUCAAGUUGCCACUAUUCUUUGCCGCUAAGCUGCCGCUAAAUGCGUCUUAUUCUCCUUUAAUAAAAGUAUUUAACCCUUAUGAUACAACUUUGCAGAUAUCUGAAGUAUUUUCUAGUAGUGGUGAAAUUCAUCUUGAAUUUCCCACUGAAACAGCUGCUGCUAAACAUCCAUGGGUGAUUCCAGCGCAUCAAACUCAUACCAUCUCUCGCUUGGCCUUUUUAGGCGCAAUCGAAAAUAAUUAUACCGCUUAUUUAUGCAUUCAUACUAACGCUAGCUUGACUAAUAGUAGUAUUAUUGUGCCUAUUCAAAUUGAAGUUACUACAGCUCCUGGUUUAUUUAGUAUUACUAACUUAUUUGAUUUUGGAAUAAUCGAAGGCUCAGAUAAUAUUAAGACUUUUUAUGUUGCAGGAAUAAUAAAGUCUAUAGAUAUUUAUUUACUUCAUAUUGGUAAAAAACAAACUCAAAUAGCUGAUAUUUCUGUCGUUCCUUCUCAUGAAGCAGUCUCGGUCAAAUUUAAUAGUAAAGUUAAGCUUAAAUCGGAUGGCAUUUAUAGAAAAGUUGGCACCAUCCUUCUUGACAGUGAUAAAAUUAGCAAUGAAGAAUUCCUUACUGGUGUAAUAAAAAUUAAAUCAAAUAAUAGGCAUGCUUAUAAAUUAGAUAUUCCAUACUGUGCCACCAUACAUAAAGGGUGGUUAAAAUUUUCCAAAAAUUCGGUUACGAUACAAAUUAAAACUGGCACAACUUCCGUCAUUAUUCGGCCUUUAACUUUAGAAAAUCAUUUCCGUAUUCCUCUUUCCGUUAGUAAAAUUAAAUUGGAUAAAGGGAAAGCACUCGUAAAGAUAUCUCAAUUUUCAAAAUUUGAUGUUCUACUUGUUGGUAAAAUUGUCACCUUAUUUCAAUUCAACAUCAACUGCAGCAAGUAUAAAUCGCCUGUCAGCACCAGUCUAACUUUAUAUACCAACUUAACGUCGUUUCGGGUUCCUAUUCAAAUAUUUGAUGGCUCUUUAAAAUUUUAUAGAAAUAAGAUAGGAGUAUCAUCUCUCAACUUUGAUACAGUGGCUACCAACGAUAUACGUCUUGUUUCACUACUGGUCAAGAACAUUAAUCCUAUAAACAUCACUAUAUUAAAGAUUCGUAGUAGCUUAGACUGUAUUUCUAUAUUUCCUCAAAAUGACGCUAAAUUAGCUACUUUACAGAAUCCACUAAUCAUGGUUCCUGAGUUAGAAAUUAAUUUUACCAUUCGUUUGGAAUCACCAGAUACUGCUGGGUUGUAUAUCGGUCAAAUUGAAUUUAUUACCGAUCAUGAGGAAUUACAAUUACCUUGGAAGUUUAAGUCAGUCAACGUCAACAUUAGGCCAGGAUUAGAUCCGAUUGUAUUUUCACCUAGUUUUCCGAGUCGUAGGGAAAUUCAAACUCUAUGGAUGACAUCAAAUUAUCACCCAUUUACCAAGAUUAAAUCUAUUCAAUACGAUCCUAGCGAUAUUCGAUUUGAAUUUUCAUUUGCGAAUGAAAGCAGUUCGAGUUUAAAGGGUGAUGAAUCAACACUAGUUGGCUAUUUGUCAUUUAUCCCAUCAAAAGAUAUCCAAUAUCGUUAUAUAGGUUUAAAUCAACCCGAAUUAGAUAAUGCGGCAUGGAUUAAAAGCUUGCAAUUAGAUCAAGAGACUACAGCUGUUGAUAGGAGGUUUUAUAAUAAAUUACAAGAAAAAUGGAAGUAUUUAGAGGACAAUGGUUUAACAUCAAGUGUCCACCAAUUAAAAAUCGAAACCGACAUUAUCGAAAAUAUAAAUGUAACUGUUCAGGCUUCUCUAAUGUGGCCGUCAAUUAUCACUACUGAAGGACCAAUUAUUUACCCGCUAACGCACCCGAAAAAUUAUUCUUCAAAGGUUGUUGCUUUAGUUAACCCAUCUGAUCAGAACAUAAUAGUACAAGCUGUUUUACUACCUGACUAUCCAUCGCAACAAGCUGCUCUUGAUAUUAUUGAAGAUGGAGUAGUUAUUGAUACAGAUUCACAAUCAUUGAAUGGUUUCAAAUUGCAAAUGGCUGCGCAUUCCGAUUACGAAAGUAUUUCUACCAUUGAUGGAAUUAAAAGUCAUCCCGCUUCAUUGUCAUUUUUAUUAAAACCGCGUGGUCGUGCUAAUAUUACAGUAUCCUUUACACCAUCAGACUAUCGAGUCUCAUCAACCUUUCUCCUAAUUAGGAAUAAUUUAACUAUCAUAGACAGCAUAUUAUUACAAGGGCAAGGGGGCCGAGGAGAAUUGCAACUGCACGGUGAUAAUAUUUCAUGCAAUGGUAGUUUGCAAUUUGUUGCGCAUCCUUCCGAUCUCUUGCACUGCUCAGACAAGAAAUCAAGCCAUUUUAAUACAGCAUCUAAAUUUGAAAUUUUGAGCAAAUUUAUAAUGGAAAAUAGCGGAAAAUUGCCUAUUUUUGUUAAAAAAAUGGACAUUAAUGGUUUUGAAUGUUCUGGCUAUGGAUUUGAAAUUAAAAACUGUACAUCAUUUCUACUAAAUCCGAAGCAUAAUAUACAAAUUGAUAUCGGGUUUGAACCAGAUUUCUCUAUAUCAGUGAUAGAAAGAACAUUACGUAUUCAUACUAGUGACGACGGAAUAAGAGAAUUUAAUCUUAUUGCUAUAUUACCUCAUUACCUAUUACCAAACUGUUCGUCCUUGCGGAUUACACCAUCCUGGAUAAACUGGACCAGCAAAAUUGCCUGGCUGAUUAUGACUGGAAUAUUAAUUUUUAUUGUUGGUUUGGCGAUGUCCAAAUCGAAAAAUAUUUCAAGACAAAUUCUUCCGUUGAUUUGUGAUGAUAAAGCAAAUGGGAACGUAGCUCACUAUUCACCCAGUACCGAUGUAUUCGACUUGAAAGCUUUGAUCAAUACAAAGCAAUUGUUUGAAAAUGCUGAAAAUUUGUUAGAUGAGUAA
Trichoplax adhaerens is the source of this 3354-nucleotide messenger RNA. RefSeq lists its product as uncharacterized. Gene Ontology annotation, cellular component: membrane. Bases 1 to 3354 code for a protein of 1117 amino acids. NCBI's taxonomy places the organism in Eukaryota, Metazoa, Placozoa, Uniplacotomia, Trichoplacea, Trichoplacidae. The transcript is spliced from 23 exons. The record is from RefSeq and is a predicted model, not a curated record.